AUGAAGCACGACGACAUCGAGAAAAUCCAUGGAUCACCCUCCCUACACAGCAUGAGCCAACAUGAGCUCACUACCAGCUCCUCAAACGACCCUAUCAAGGAAACCAUCCUAGAGCCCAAACCACAAACAAGACUUCGACGAUGGAUCACCAAUGUGAGCAACGUGGAAGCUAGAGGGAUCGAGCCCGUACCCUUGGAAGAAAGAGAGCCGGUGACUUCUUCUACAUCACUGCACAUGAUGCUGCUCUGGUUCAGCAUGAGCUUGGCGACAAAUAAUAUCAUUGUUGGAUCAAUGGGAACGUUGGUGUUAGGGUUGAGUUUCAAGGAUGCGGCUAUUUGUGCGGUUUUGGGGAAUUUGGUGGGGACUACGACGAUUGGGUAUAUGAGUACUUGGGGACCAAGGAGUGGGAAUCGAACUUUGAUCGUUGCACGCUACUUUAUGGGGUACUAUCCCAGCAAAGUUUGCAUCGCAUUGAACAUCCUCACCAAUCUUGGCUAUAGCAUGGUCAAUUCUGUGACUGGAGGUCAGAUUCUCUCUAGAAUCUCUGGUGGGCACAUUUCAGUGCUGGUGGGUAUCGUUGUGGUGGCCUUCUCGAGCUGGACAAUGGCCAUGUUUGGAAUGCGCAUCUUCCAGAUCUAUGAACGAUUUGCAUGGCUACCUCAAUUGAUGGUUCUCUGCGUGAUGCUCGGCUCCGCAGGCCCUCAUUUCGACUUUACAGUCCAUACGCCCGUCUCCCAAGGCCGACUCAAUGCGAAACGAGUCACCUUCUUCUCGCUAGCUCUAUCCGUGGCUCUCGCAUGGGCACCUCUAGCCGCAGACUACUACGUUUACUACCCGCCACACGUCAAGCGCUGGCGCACCUUCAUCGUGACAGUACUAGGCAGCGCCCAAGCAAUGGUAAUCACCCUACUCCUCGGUAUCGGACUAGGUACCAUGAUGGCCAGCUCACCCGCCUACCUCACCAAGUACGGCUCCACGCCGGGUGGUCUGCUGAUGGCCGCAUAUGAUGCCCUCGGAGGGUUCGGCAAAUUCUGCGCCGUGAUCAACGUCCUGGCGCUGGUCACCAAUAACACUCCGGGAGCGUACUCGAUGGGCAUGAACUUCCAGAUGCUGGGUGGAUUCUUCUGGCGUGUUCCCCGACCUAUCUUCACUACCCUGGCGACUGUGAUUUAUACCGCUUGUGCGAUGGGGGGUCGGAAUUCGUUGUACGAGGUGUUCAAGGGGUUUUUGCCGCUUAUUGGGUAUUGGGUGAUGAUUUGGUUGAUUAUUGUGAUUGAGGAGGACGUGUUUUUCCGUCGUUUGAAGGGGUAUGACUGGUCGGCGUGGAAUUCGCCUCACCGAUUGCCCGUGGGUAUUGCUGCUGGUGUGUCCUUUUUAGUCGGAUGGGCCGGAGCGAUUAUUGGUAUGAACCAAGCCUACUAUAGCGGCCUUCUUGCCCAUGUUGCCUCCGGGGCAGACUUGGGCCUGUGGACUGGGGCAGCAUUUACAGCCGUGGUCUUUCCACCACUCAGAGCGAUGGAACUCUGGUAUUUCAGGCGCUAA
This is a messenger RNA of Penicillium subrubescens, 1542 nucleotides long. RefSeq names its product purine-cytosine permease family protein. Gene Ontology annotation, biological process: transmembrane transport. Gene Ontology annotation, molecular function: transmembrane transporter activity. The coding region runs from base 1 to 1542 and encodes 513 amino acids. Gene Ontology annotation, cellular component: fungal-type vacuole membrane; plasma membrane. Lineage: Eukaryota; Fungi; Ascomycota; Eurotiomycetes; Eurotiales; Aspergillaceae. The transcript has 4 exons. The record is from RefSeq and is a predicted model, not a curated record.